Molecule: messenger RNA, 3645 nt
Organism: Liolophura sinensis
Lineage: Eukaryota; Metazoa; Mollusca; Polyplacophora; Chitonida; Chitonidae
Product: ATPase family AAA domain-containing protein 3-B-like
Exons: 14
Coding region: 70-1881 (603 amino acids)
Biological process (GO): mitochondrion organization
Cellular component (GO): mitochondrion
Molecular function (GO): zinc ion binding; ATP binding; ATP hydrolysis activity
Source: RefSeq, a predicted model, not a curated record
UUGGUGAAUGUUUGAUAGUUGACCGUCACCGAUGUUGUAAACAGUUUUUAGGGAUAAAACGAUAGUUUUAUGAUGUCGUGGCUGUUUGGCAUGAACAAGGGCCAGCCGGGGGCAGGUGACAUACCCGGGUUACCGCUUCCUCCUCCCCCACCCUCGGGGGGAGAUGAUGGGAAAGGAGGUGGGGAUGCGAAAAUCGGAGACAAAUCGGGCUACAGAUUCGAUUCAGCCGCCCUCGAAAGAGCUGCACAGGCCGCUAAAGAGUUGGAGAGUUCUAAACACGCGAAAGACGCACUGGAAUUAACUAAACUGCAGGAGCAGUCAAAACAGUUGGAAUUCCAAGGCAAAAUAAAGGAAUAUGAAGCUCAUAUGGAACAGCUCAAGGUGGAGCAAGUCCGUGCUGCCCAGGAAGAGAAGAGAAAAACACUGGCAGAGGAAACUAAACAACAUCAGCAGAGGGCGCAGUAUCAAGAUCAGUUGGCACGGAAACGAUAUGAUGACCAGCUCAUACAGCAGGCUAGGAUGCAGGAAGAACAGCUCAGAAAACAGGAGGAAUCUGUCGCCAAACAAGAACAGAUGCGCAAAUCCACAAUGGAAUAUGAAGCAGACUUGAAGCAUAAGAAUAAGAUGAAGCGAAUUGAAGCCGAGUUACGAGGGAAGGCUCAGGUGGAUCGUGAGAACCAGGACCUAAUCCGAGAACAAAUCCGCCUCAAGGCCGCGGAACAUCGACAAACAAUCCUGGAGUCCAUUAAGACAGCAGGCUCAGUGCUUGGCUCCGGCUUUCAGACCUUCAUUUCAGACUGGGACAAAGUCACUGCAACUGCAGGAGGUUUGACUCUACUGGCUAUUGGUGUAUACGCAGCCAAGUACGGGACAGGGGUCGGGGCAAGGUACAUCGAGGCACGCCUGGGUAAACCUUCCCUUGUCAGGGACACUUCAAGGUUAACUGUCCUUGAAGCUGUCAAACACCCAAUCAAGACAGCGAAACGGUUGUCAAGCCAACCUCAAGAUGCCUUGUCUGGAAUCAUCUUAAAGCCAGAGCUGGAAGAGAGGCUGCGAGAUAUCGCCAUAGCAACCAGGCACACCAAAAAGAAUAAGGGUUACUACAGAAAUAUUUUAAUGUAUGGCCCUCCAGGAACUGGUAAAACCAUGUUUGCAAAGAGUCUUGCGCAGCAUUCAGGAAUGGAUUAUGCCAUUAUGACAGGUGGGGACGUGGCCCCUAUGGGCAGGGAAGGGGUAACAGCCAUGCACAAGGUCUUUGAUUGGGCACAGGCUAGCAGGAGAGGAGUACUGUUAUUUGUGGAUGAAGCAGAUGCAUUCCUGAGAAAGCGAAGCACGGAGGUGAUCAGUGAGGAUAUGAGAGCCACAUUAAACGCUUUCCUCUACAGAACUGGGGAACAGUCCAAUAAGUUUAUGUUAGUACUAGCCAGUAAUCAACCAGAGCAGUUUGAUUGGGCGAUCAACGAUCGUCUGGAUGAAAUGGUGGAGUUUUCAACCCCAGAUUUAUCAGAGCGUGAGCGAAUGGUUCGUCUGUACUUCGAUAAGUAUGUCUUGAAACCUGCCACAGAGGGCAAGAGACGGCUGAAGAUUGCACAGUUUGACUAUGGUGCCAAGUGUAGGGAAAUAGCUGCCCGUCUAGAGGGUCUCUCUGGGAGAGAGAUCGCAAAGUUAGCCGUUGCCUGGCAGGCUUCUGCAUAUGCGUCUGAGGAUGGAAUCUUGACUGAAGAGAUGAUCGAUGAGAAAGUGUCUGACGCCGUCAAACAACACUCCAAGAAAGUCCGCUGGCAGCAGGAGCAAGAUGUGAGAUUGCUGGGCAACCUGAAGGACUUCAAGACUGCCAAAGACGCUUCCACGUUCACGCCUCCUAACUCAAUAGCCAGUUGAUGAUCAGUGCUUUGUUAGGUUUAGCUUCAGUAAUAAUUUGUUUUAACACCAGGCAAGGAUACGAGGUUUGGUUCUGGUGUUUUGAGACAUAAAGUGCCAUAGUUUGUCAGAGUGAUUGCAGAAUAUUGAAGGCACAAGAAAGUGGUUGAUUUUGCUGCCCAUUGGUCACCUGUUUUAGGGAGAGGUAGCAAAAGUUAAGCUGUAAUUUUUGCCCCGGAAGGUCAUUCAUUUUGCCUAUGUAGGGAUAUGUCUGAUACCUCACUGUCAGAGGAUUCAAAGAAAAUGGCAUAUGUGUUUAUCAUUAAGGACUGUGCUUAAAUGAGAAUAACAGUUGACAGCAUCAUCCGACUUUUUUUGGACAGUGGACAGCAGACUAGAUGACGACAGGCAUUCAGGGAGAAGAAUCCACUGCUUAUUGCAUUUUCUUGUGUAUAAUAUAUCAUUUUACAGACAUUUAAGUUAAGCAUGAUACUGCCAUUUGCAGUGGUACUAGGUACAUAGUCUGAAGUUGUUUAGAAUUAUAUGUACAUGUAGGUAUAAUACAAAAGGUUAAGUGAGAGGAGGCUGUGUGGCACAUUAUUCAGCACUGUACUGGUAGCCACUUUCGGGAUUCAGUUGUAUGUACAUUUACAGAGACCUUGAUAUCUGUACAGUGAAAUUAGAAUGGUUAAGUUACUACUGGUAAUGCCCAAAAGAUGGGGUCUGUUUUCAUAUUAAUAUUUAAUAUGUAAAAUGUAUGGAAGUAAUUCGCUUCCAUUACGUGUGUGGUUAUUCACGAUAAACCCCGGCUGAACUGGUUGUGUGGACAAGAUGUUACUUGCAACAAGUAGUGGAUUUGUCCCAUCGUGCUACACCACACGAAUCAGUUUCGAUCAACAGUUGCAGGCAUGUGUUGUUAAAUUAUUCCAUUUGCAGUGUUCUAAACUGCAGCUUGUGAAAAAUUCUCUCCAUUAAUGCAUAUAUAAUUGGUCAGGCAGUGUGAUAUGGACAAGUUCUGUAUGUAGUUUGAUUUGUGGAUAUCUAAUACAUCGUCAUCUUUUCAGUAUUCAUCAAUUUUUUACUAUUUUUUAUCGUGGUUUAAUGCUGUACUCAAGAAUAUUUCACCUUUAUGACAGCAGUCAGGUUUAUGAGUGAGAUAAUACUGGGCAGAGCCUUGAGAAACUACAGCCCUUAUUUGCUACAGUACAUGCAUAUGUACCCUGAGCUGUAGUCGCUGAAUUUGACAGCGCAACCUCCUUGGUCAGUGAGCUACAGCGAGAACUGUGAACUGACCUGUGACCUUUACAUAGAUUAAGUUGUCGGGUGCAGUUUGACCAGUUUCGUAAUUUGGCAGUGUGUCAUAGUGUUAAUGGCUCAGUAACAAAGCUGAAAUUCGGUUACAAUUCUCAGUUUUGUACAGCUGGAAUCCAUUAAAUAUUCCAGUGUGUGUUCUGUUACAUGAGUGAAUGUUUGUUAUUGAUACCGCUGCUAUCAGGCAAUUGUGGAGAGUGUCACAUUCUGUUAAAGGCCUAUGCCACUUACACAAGCAGUGAUAGAUGUGAGUGGUACCAUGUAAGAUGUGUGCAGUGUGGAGAGUCUUGCAUUAAGCAGUAGUCAAAUAAAACUGAUUGUUUGGAUGCCAUGGGUUUUAAUGUUUCACAAUAGCGAGUUAAUGUACACAGAUACAUGUAUGUGUAACUACACAUACAGGCAAAUUUAUAACUCUUUCUGGAGCAAUUAUGAGUGAGAAAGAAAUUAUAUAUACAGAUAAAAUAAAGAAAGAGU